GCACAACACAGGCCCAAACCCACGGAGCUCGUUGCGUUCCAAGCAUGGACCAACACGACGAUCGCCGCGUCGUGAGCAUCCAACUCGGAUGCACCGGUGACCCUAGCGGAGCAGAUCGGCCCUCCGCCGUCGUUGCCAGGUCAUCCGACGGCUGCGGCGAUCCUUCAGUCGUCGUCCCCGCCUCAUCGCCGGCCGCCGUCUCAGAGGAGCGCUGGUACCACGGGGACGCGGCGCCCUACACCCACGACGAGGAGCGGAGAGCAGGGCCGCGUUACCUCCUAUGGAUCUGGUUCGUGCUUCUCUACGGCGCAGGUAUUGGCUUCGGAUGGUUCUUCGGCUAUAUUAUCGCUAUGGGGAUGAAGGGCACAGCGAUGAAAGUGCUUGGAUACGCGCUCGGCAUGUGUGUCACGCUGCCGGUGGUUAGCCUCCUCUGGUGCCCUUCCGCCUGCGACCGUGAUGGUUGAACUUUGACGCUGGUCUGGAGUCAUGCAUCCAGGACGUGCUAGCUCGUUGCAAGGGAUGUACUAUCCACUUUCGCAUACAGGGGGAAUAUAUCCACUUUCUUAUUCGUUUCCCUUUGUAUUAUCAUGUUAGUUUGUGUAGCAUUUAAGCCAUGCCUCUAACUGUUAGGCUUUAUUUGUCAACUCCAAAAUGCGAUAGCAGAUGCAGAUGAACUGAGUUGGCUAUUCUUGAA
Triticum aestivum (bread wheat) is the source of this 694-nucleotide messenger RNA. RefSeq lists its product as uncharacterized. The coding region runs from base 45 to 464 and encodes 139 amino acids. The transcript has 2 exons. The record is from RefSeq and is a predicted model, not a curated record. Lineage: Eukaryota; Viridiplantae; Streptophyta; Magnoliopsida; Poales; Poaceae.